AUGAGGGAAGAAAACCAGUCCUCUACCCUGGAUUUCAUCCUCCUGGGAGUUAGCAGUCAGCGACAACAGGAAGAUUUCUUCUUCAUCCUCUUCCUGCUAAUUUACCUCAUCACACUGACUGGAAACCUGCUCAUCAUGUUGGCCAUUUGCUCUGAUAUUCACCUUCACAGUCCCAUGUAUUUUUUUCUUGCUAACCUCUCCUUUGUUGACAUCUUCUUCUCCUCUGUAACCAUCCCGAAGAUGCUGACCAACCAUAUCUUGAGCACCCAAACCAUCUCCUUUUGGGGAUGCCUCACACAGAUGUAUUUCAUGAUUGCUUUGGGAACUACAGAUAGCUACAUUCUGGCUGCAAUGGCAUAUGAUCGUGCAGUGGCCAUCAGCCGCCCACUGCAUUACACAACAAUCAUGAUCCCAAGGGCUUGCGUCCUGCUAGUCGUUGGGUCUUGGGUGGUUGGAAAUGCUAAUGCCCUUCCUCACGCUCUGCUUACAGCUAGUCUGUCUUUCUGUGGCAACCAGGAAAUCACCAACUUCUACUGUGACAUUAUUCCUUUGCUCAAGUUGUCAUGUUCUGACACCCACUUUAAUGUGAAGGUGAUGUAUGUAGGGGUUGGUGUUUUCUCUGUGCCUUUACUAUACAUCAUCAUCUCCUAUGUUUGGGCCUUUUCCGUGGUCUUACGUGUUCCAUCUACCAAGGGUGUGCUCAAAGCCUUCUCCACCUGUGGUUCCCACCUCACAGUUGUUUCUCUGUAUUAUGGGACAAUCAUGGGCACGCAUUUCCACCCUCUGACUAGCUACAGUCUAAAGGAUGCUGUGAUAACUGUGAUGUACAUGGCAGUGACCCCAAUGUUAAAUCCUUUCAUCUAUAGUCUGAGAAAUAGGGACAUGAAGGCUGCCCUGAGGAAACUGUUCAGCAGCAGAGGCACCUCAUAA
This is a messenger RNA of Hipposideros armiger (great roundleaf bat), 930 nucleotides long. It is a transcript of the gene OR1A1, whose product is annotated as olfactory receptor family 1 subfamily A member 1. Gene Ontology annotation, biological process: G protein-coupled receptor signaling pathway. NCBI's taxonomy places the organism in Eukaryota, Metazoa, Chordata, Mammalia, Chiroptera, Hipposideridae. The transcript has a single exon. The coding region runs from base 1 to 930 and encodes 309 amino acids. Gene Ontology annotation, cellular component: membrane. The record is from RefSeq and is a predicted model, not a curated record. Gene Ontology annotation, molecular function: G protein-coupled receptor activity; olfactory receptor activity.